Messenger RNA from Synchiropus splendidus (mandarinfish), 2455 nucleotides. It is a transcript of the gene trmt1l, whose product is annotated as tRNA methyltransferase 1-like. The record is from RefSeq and is a predicted model, not a curated record. Gene Ontology annotation, molecular function: RNA binding. Gene Ontology annotation, biological process: tRNA N2-guanine methylation. The transcript has 13 exons. The coding region runs from base 14 to 2017 and encodes 667 amino acids. Gene Ontology annotation, cellular component: nucleus. NCBI's taxonomy places the organism in Eukaryota, Metazoa, Chordata, Actinopteri, Syngnathiformes, Callionymidae.
AGUGGCGCUAGUAAUGGCGGACGACAAAGCCUCUGCGGAGCUACACCAGGAGGACGCUCCCGUCCGACGGGACUCGGACGGGCCACCCGCCGGACCCACGGCGGCACAAGACCCUGCGGGCGACAAGCCCUCCGCCGCCGCUGCAGACACGUGUCCAUCCAGAGCAAGCUGGAGGGCCUGGAGCUGCUGGUGGACCUGGGCGGAGCGGGUCGCAAGUCGUGCCCGCUGUGCCCCGAGGAGAAGUUCAAAGCCUGCUACAGCCACAAGCUCCGGCGCCACCUGCAGAACCUGCACUGGAAGGUCUACGUGGAGUUUGAAGGUGGGCGCUGGAGAAGAGGCUCCAGGGCCGGCGCCGUCACCCGCCUCUCUCCUCUCUCUUCCAGGUCACAGGAUGUGCAUCUGCCACCUGCCCUGCAGGGGCCCCAGGCCCGGCCCGGGCUCGGACCAGGUCCCGGGGAGACACGGCGCCCACUACCACUGCGUGGUGUGCGCCGUCACCAUUGCGCGCAAGACCGACAUGGUGGGUCACCUGAAGCGCCACGUCAACAAGGGCGAGACGGAAGCCAGCUACACCGGGAGCUGCGGCGCCACGCCGGACCCCCCAGCUGCGACUGACCAGGCCUGUGAGAUCAUGAAGGAGCUGGGGACCAACGUGCAGCUGGUGCCCAACCACAACACGCCCCUGAAGAGCGACACGUACUUCAACCGCAAGAUGAGGAACAACAGGCAGCUGGUCUUCUGCUCGCUGGCCGUCCUGGCUGAAGAGCGCCACCCGCUGGAGUGUCUGGACGCCUUCGGGGCCACAGGGAUCGCCGGGCUCCAGUGGGCCAAGCACUUGCGCGGCGCCGUGCGAGUCACCAUCACCGACAUCAGUGACUCCUGCAUGAAGAUGAUCAAAGAGAACUGCAAGCUCAACCACAUCCGGGUGGAGGGGGCGGCCUGCGGGCCCGAGGGGGACGAGGACGCGGUGGCGGUGGCCACGGUGGAGGUGGCCAAGAUGGACGCCAACGUGGUCAUGCACCUGCGGCCCUUCGACUACAUCCACCUGGACCCCUUCGGCAGCGCCGUCAACUACCUGGACGCCGCCUUCAGGAACGUCCGUAACCUGGGCAUCGUCUCCGUCACGUCCACAGACACCGGCUCGCUGUACGCCAAGUCGCCCAACGUCACGCUGCGCCACUACGGCUGCCACAUCGUCCGCACCGAGUACUACCGGGAGCUGGCGGCCCGCGUGGUGCUGGCCAGCGUGGCCCGCGCCGCCAACCGCUGCAACAAGGGCAUUGAGGUGCUGCUGGCGGCGGCGCUGGAGCACUUCGUCCUGGUGGUGGUCCGAGUCCUGCGAGGCCCCACGCAGGCCGACGAGUCGGCCAAGAAGCUGCGCAGGCUGGUGCACUGUCAGUGGUGCGAGGAGCGGCUCUUCCUCAAGCUGGGCAACAUGGUGGACGACACGCUGCCCUGCACGUGUCAUGGGACUCUGCCGGGGAAGACGGCGGUGCACUUGGGUCCCCUCUGGUCCGGCCCUCUGUUCAACACCGGCUUCCUGCGGCGGAUGCUGUCGGCGGCGCUGCGGCACAACAUGACUGACAUCCUGCCGCUCAUCAAGACGCUCGUCGCCGAGUCCGAGUGCGCCACGCUCAAGUCCCUGGUGGGCGGGGCCUCCACAGUGGAGUGCGGCGUGGUGAUCAAGACGCUGCAGAGCGAGGAGGAGUGGGCGGAGCACCCGGGGAAGAGGAAGACGGGCGAGGAGUCGGGGAGCGUGCUGAAGAAGCUGAAGGCCGAGGCGGCGCUGGAGCACCCGCCCUUCUACUACAGCAUCCACCGCCACAGCAUCCGCGGCAUGAACAUGCCCAAGCUGAACAAGUUCCUGCAGUACCUGACGGAGGCCGGCUUCAGGGUCAGCCGCACCCACUUCGACCCCACCGGCGUCCGAACCGACGCCACGCUGCAGCAGUUCAAGGCCACUCUGGCCAAGUACAGCGCGCCCACCUGCACCAGCCAGGCCGCGCAGCGCCCCUGAAGGCAGGGAGGAAAUCGGAGCCAAUAAAUGUUGUUUGUGUGCACGCUGGUGUUUUCACCUUUGACCUCAGUGGCCGCCCGUGUGCGAGUCUGAAACCUUUCGCAGAGACCUGAGAAUAAUUUAUAUAUAUAUACAUCUAAAAACCGUAUUGAAUCGACCGGAACACGCGGGUCCGUCUGUCGCGUCUCACCAGCAGGGGUCGCUCGAGAGCAGCGUAAACUCAGCGGACGAGCGAGUGAACGUCGCCGCCGCCAAACGCGGCAGAAGUCGCUCGCGAUGACGACAUCAGACUUCCAAGAAUGUCCCGCCAGUUUCGACGGCAAAAGCGGCUCACCUGGUUCCCCGCGGUCGCCACGGUAACCGCCGCUGAAGCGCGGACCUGUUGAAGGCUGACGUCAGCGCGUGUGUCGGACUGAGUGAUGAGGAGGAGGAGGAGGA